Messenger RNA from Ascochyta rabiei, 627 nucleotides. RefSeq lists its product as uncharacterized. Gene Ontology annotation, biological process: acetoin biosynthetic process. Gene Ontology annotation, molecular function: acetolactate decarboxylase activity. The record is from RefSeq and is a predicted model, not a curated record. Lineage: Eukaryota; Fungi; Ascomycota; Dothideomycetes; Pleosporales; Didymellaceae. The coding region runs from base 1 to 627 and encodes 208 amino acids. The transcript has a single exon.
AUGGUCACCUCAAUACCCAACGACAUCUUCCAGUUCGGCACAACCGCCGCCACAGCAGCCGGCUUCAACCAGGGCCAACCACGCACAGCCGACCUCACGUCCCACGGCACCGACGGCAUUGGAAGCUACGAAGACGGCAAGCUCAUGAUCCUGAACAACGGCGAAGCGUACGCCUUAUCGAGCGACAACAAGGCCGCACCAGCGCCCAUGGACGCCCGCCUCCCCUUCGCAAUGGUCACCAUCUUCCGCCCCACGUUCCGCAUGGAGGUACCGUCUCUCGACAUGGAGAGUCUAGACGACCUGCUCUCGAGCCCGAAACUAGCUCACGCCAGAGCCGUGAACACGCUAGCGCCGUUCAAGGUCGUGGGCAUGUUCAAGUCCGUUGAGUUCACCGAUGGCGGGGAGCAGCACCACAAGAAGGGCAUCGUUUUCGGCUUCGUGGUGCCGGCUUGGAUGAAGGGGAUUAGUGGGCCCAGGAUACAUGCGCAUUUCUUGGCUGAUUCGGGUGAGGUUGGUGGCAAGGUGGUUGAUUUUGAGACGGAGGUCGCAACCUUGAGCUUUGCUAAGACGGGGCGCUUUCAUUUGGGGUUCUCCCAGAGUCAGGAUUGGGAGGAUGUAAGACUGUGA